GGGGCUGGAGGACGUAUCAUAGAGAGGUCGGAUAGAGGCUCCCGGGACCUGCGUGCUGCCAAGAGAGGAAGCGAAGGGCGCCAUCUUUGGUAAGGACAGGAGGAAAACGUGGGCGGAGAAAAAGUCGACGGAUUAGUAGAGUCUAUCUCCUCCCUCUCUUUGGAAAAAAGAGGAAGGUUUGGGAUUGGGUAACUUCUUUUGAAAAGGAUUCUCCGAGUUGCAGGAUAGAUCGUUGUGUUUUCCCUGCCCGCUGCUGAAAGCCGGCCCUCUGACAGUCCUUCACUGAGUAUCAGUUUUCCCCUCACCUCUAAUCCAUGUUGUGCCUACGUUGUGUGGCCCAAGGAAUUGUUUUAAAAUCACCUAAAGCUGGAAAGUGUGGCUUUGCCACACGUUUGUGCCUGAGACUAGCCACUUGAAGUUUUCGACAGAGACUCUAGCGCAGUGUGGCGGAGCCGCGCUGGAAAGGAGGUUUCUUCAUUUCGUGUGUGCUACAUAAAUGGGCAUGCGUGUACCCCCCUUCCAUAGUUGUGAAAAUGAGUGCAUUAGAAAUAUGAAUGCCAAAUUAGGUACAAAAGUGACUAUUUCGAAUUGGAACAGAAAUGACAGUGAACUACAGCCCCGCCUCCCGAGGCCCCGCCCUCCAAGCCGCCGGUGCGCGGCGGCCCGAGGUCUCCCCGGCAACCUCCCAACAGCCCGGCGGAGCCAGUGGAGGCGGUUGCUGACCUGAGGAGGGUCCGCUGCGGCCAGUAUUUUGUAUCAUGACUUCUCAGGAGAAGACAGAAGAGCCUCCUUUUGCAGAUAUAUUUGAUGAAGAUGAAACUGAAAGGAAUUUUUUGUUGUCCAAACCUGUUUGCUUUGUUGUAUUUGGGAAACCAGGUGUUGGGAAAACAACAUUAGCCCAUUACAUAACACAGGCAUGGAAAUGUAUUCGUGUUGAAGCUCUGCCAGUUUUGGAAGAACAGAUUGUUGCUGAAACUGAAUCAGGAGUUAUGUUGCAAUCAAUGUUGAUCAGCGGUCAAAGCAUUCCAGAUGAACUUGUCAUAAAGCUAAUGUUGGAGAAGCUCAACUCCCCAGAAGUCUGUCACUUUGGUUAUAUUAUCACUGAAAUACCAUCACUUUCACAGGAUGCCAUGACUACCUUACAGCAAAUAGAAUUAAUUAAAAACUUAAAUUUGAAACCUGAUAUUAUAAUCAAUAUAAAGUGUCCUGACUAUGAUUUGUGCCAGAGAAUUUCUGGGCAAAGACAGCACAAUAAUACGGGAUACAUAUACAGUAGAGACCAGUGGGAUCCUGAAGUCAUUGAGAAUCAGAGGAAAAAGAAGAAAGAAACCCAAAAGGACAGAAAAGGAGAAGAGGAGGAAGAGGAGGAAGAGCAAGAAGAAGAAGAGGCAUUUAUUGCCGAAAUGCAGAUGGUGGCUGAAAUUCUUCAUCAUCUAGUUCAGAGGCCUGAAGAUUAUUUGGAAAACGUUGAAAACAUUGUUAAGCUUUAUAAGGAAACAAUUCUCCAAACUUUAGAAGAAGUAAUGGCUGAACACAAUCCCCAGUAUCUCAUUGAGCUAAAUGGAAAUAGACCACCAGAGGAGCUCUUUAUGAUUGUUAUGAGUCGACUUAAAUAUCUGAACCUAAAAAGAGCAGCUGUUAUAACCAAACUUCAGGGUGCAGAGGAAGAAAUUAAUGACACAAUGGAAAAUGAUGAGCUAUUUCGUACUCUUGCAUCUUAUAAACUUAUUGCAGCAAGAUACAGAUGGCAGAGAAGUAAAUGGGGACGUACAUGUCCUGUGAAUUUAAAAGAUGGUAACAUUUAUUCAGGAUUACCGGAUUAUUCUGUGAGUUUUCUAGGUAAAAUCUACUGUCUUUCAUCAGAAGAAGCAUUAAAACCAUUUGUAUUGAAUCCACGUCCCUAUCUGCUUCCACCUAUGCCAGCACCACCAUGUAAAGUAUUCAUAUUUGGACCUCAAUAUUCAGGGAAAACAACACUUUGCAAUAUGCUUGCAGAAAAUUACAAAGGAAAGGUAGUCGACUAUGCCCAACUUAUUCAGCCACGUUUUGAUAAAGCCCGUGAAACAUUAGUAGAAAAUACCAUAGCUGAGGCCACUGCAGCAGCAAUUAAAGUUGUGAAAGAAAAGCUUCUCAUGGAACUGCAAGCGAGAAAACAAGCUGAAACAACUUUAAGAGAAUUUCAAAGGCAAUAUGAAAAAAUGGAGUUUGGAGUAUUCCCAGUGGAGGCAACACACUCGUCAAUUGAUGAAGAAGGGUACAUUCAAGGCUCCCAGAGAGACAGAGGCAGCUCUUUAGUGGACACUGAAGAAGCCAAAACAAAGUCAGAAAAUGUCCUCCAUGAUCAAGCUGCUAAAGUUGAUAAAGAUGAUGGAAAAGAAUCUGGUGAAACAUCCACAUUUAAAAGGCAUUCUCAAGAUGCUGGUCAAGAUGUAAAGUUGUAUUCAGAUACAGCCCCAACAGAAGACUCGAUAGAAGAGGUAACUGCAGAUCAUCCACAGGUUGUGUCCAUGAUUGAGGAGACUAUAAAAAUGUCACAGGAUAUGAACUUUGAACAGCCAUAUGAAAAAUAUGCUGAAAUCUUACAGGAAGUCCUUGGAGAGGUAAUGGAAGAAAACAAGGAUAGGUUUCCUGGUGCCCCAAAAUAUGGAGGCUGGAUUGUGGACAACUGCCCUAUUGUAAAAGAAUUGUGGAUGGUCUUAAUCAAGAAAGGAGUUAUACCUGAUUUGGUCAUCUAUUUAUCAGAUACAGAAAACAAUGGAAAAUAUUUAUUUAAUAGAAUAUAUUUACAGAAUAAAUCUGAAAUUGACUCUAAGAUUUUAGAAAGAUUAUUAGAAGAACUACAAAAGAAAAAAAAAGAGGAAGAAGCAGCAAGAAAAGCCACAGAAGAGGCACUGAGACUUGAAGAAGAAAAUCGAAGGCUACUAGAAGUUAUGAAAGCGAAGGCAAAAGCUGAAGAGACUGAUAAUGAGGAUGAAGAGGAGAUUGAAGGUGAUGAUUUGGAAGUUCACGAAGAGCCUGAGGCACCUGAGGUGUCUCACGAUACCCGAGGGUCAUUGUUACCUGAGGAGUCUGAAGCAUCUGAGGCCCCUGAAACUGAGCCUGAAGCAGUAUCUGAGCCUAUUGAGGAAACUACAGUGGAAACAGAAAUCCCAAAAGGAUCCAAAGAGGGCCUGGAAACUGAAAAAUUAUCUGAAACAGUUGUACUACCUGAGUUUCCAGAAGACUCUUAUCCUGAUGUUCCUGAAAUGGAGCCAUUUAAAGAGAAGAUUAAUUCUUUCAUCAUCCUCUGGAAACAGCUGGAAGCAACAAUUAGUGAGGCUUACAUUAAAAUUUUAAACUUGGAGAUUGCUGACAGAACUCCACAGGAAUUACUUCAAAAAGUAGUUGAGACUAUGGAAAAACCAUUUCAAUAUACUGCAUGGGAGUUAACUGGGGAAGAUUAUGAGGAAGAAACAGAAGACUACCAGACUGAAGCAGAGGUUGAUGAGGAGCUAGAGGAAGAGGAAGAGGAAGAGGGUGAAGAAAAAAUUAAGGAGAGAAAGAGGUAUUUGGGAGACACAAAACACUUUUGUCCAGUAGUCCUCAAAGAAAACUUCAUCCUACAACCAGGAAACACAGAAGAAGCAGCCAAGUAUCGAGAAAAGAUCUACUACUUUUCAAGUGCUGAGGCUAAAGAAAAGUUUUUGGAGCAUCCUGAGGACUAUGUGGCUCAUGAAGAACCACUGAAGGCUCCUCCAUUAAGAAUAUGCCUUGUCGGCCCCCAGGGCUCUGGCAAAACUUUGUGUGGAAGACAGUUGGCAGAAAAAUUAAACAUUUUUCACAUUCAGUUUGAAGAAGUUCUUCAAGAAAAACUACUACUCAAAACUGAAAAGAAAGUGGGACCUGAAUUUGAGGAAGAUUCUGAGGAUGAACAAGCUGCCAAACAAGAACUUGAAGAGCUUGCAAUUCAGGCCAAUGUCAAAGUUGAGGAAGAAAAUACAAAAAAGCAGCUUCCAGAAGUACAACUUACAGAAGAAGAAGAAGUAAUCAAAUCAAGUCUAAUGGAAAAUGAGCCAUUGCCUCCUGAAAUUCUUGAAGCAAUACUUUCUGAGUGGUGGCUUAAGGAACCAAUACGUUCCACAGGUUUUAUAUUAGAUGGUUUCCCACGAUAUCCAGAGGAGGCCCAGUUUUUGGGGGAUCAUGGAUUUUUCCCAGAUGCAACUGUUUUUAUACAAGUUGAUGAUCAAGAUAUUUUUGAUCGCCUCCUUCCUGCCCAAAUUGAAAAGUGGAAACUAAAACAAAAGAAGAAAUUAGAAAGGAAGAAACUGAUCAAAGACAUGAAGACAAAAAUCAGGGUUGAUAUGAUUGCUAAAAGAAGGGCUGAACUUAUAUUGGAGAGAGAGAAAAAAAGGAGGGAGAAUGUUGUUAGAGAUGAUGAAGAGAUUAGUGAGGAAGAACUGGAAGAAGACAAUGAUGAUAUUGAAAACAUCCUUGAAGAUGAGUUUCCAAAAGAUGAGGAAGAGAUGAGUGGUGAGGAAGAUGAAGAACAGGAAACUGAUGCAAUUGAGCGCCUGAGAGGUGAACUAGGAGAAAAAUUUGAAUCAGAUACACAUAAUUUACAAAUAAUACAGGAUGAACUUGAGAGGUAUUUGAUACCAAUAAUUUCCAUUAAUGGAGCUCGGAAAAAUCACAUUGUACAAUAUACAUUGAAUAUGAAACUGAAACCACUGGUGGAAAAUCGUGCAAGCAUUUUUGAGAAAUGUCAUCCAAUAUCAGCAGCCCUUGCCCAGAAAAUGCUCAGCUUUACCUACAAGUAUAUAAGCUCAUUCGGCUACUGGGACCCCGUAAAGCUAAGUGAAGGAGAGACAAUCAAGCCAGUUGAAAAUGCAGAGAAUCCAAUUUAUCCUGUAAUCCAUCGUCAGUAUAUUUAUUUUUUAUCUAGUAAAGAAACAAGAGAAAAAUUUAUGAAGAACCCAAUCAAAUAUAUCCGCCAACCCAAACCUAAGCCUACUGUGCCCAUUAGGAUUAUAAUUGUGGGGCCUCCAAAAUCUGGGAAAACUACAGUUUUAUGUUUUUCAGUUGCCAAAAAAUUUACAAGCGAAUAUGGGUUAAAGCAUUUAUCAAUAGGAGGAGCUUUGCGUUAUGUACUAAACACUCACCCGGAAACAGAGCUGGCACUUAUGUUAAAUUGGCAUCUUCAUAAAGGAAUGACAGCACCUGAUGAACUGGCUAUUCAAGCCUUAGAACUUUCUCUGAUGGAAAGUGUGUGCGGUACUGCAGGUGUUGUCAUCGAUGGAUAUCCUGUAACUAAACAUCAAAUGAAUCUCUUGGAAGCCAGGUCAAUCAUUCCCAUGGUCAUCUUUGAAUUGAGUGUGCCUUCCAAGGAGAUUUUCAAAAGAUUGCUCCUAGAAAAAGAAAAUGAACAAAGAUUGCCUUAUCCAUUGCACAAUAGCACACAAAUUAUAGCUGUCCAUAAUGUAAAGUAUCGCAAAAAUAUUGGUGAGAUUAGGCAAUACUAUCAAGAACAGCAUCAGAACUGGUAUGUGAUUGAUGGAUUUCACAGCAAGUGGUGGGUAUGGAAUGAAGUCAUUAAGAAUGUUCAAAUGGUGAAUAAAUAUAUGCAGACAUACCUGGAGAGAAUAAAAGCAGGAAAAGCUGCCUGCAUUGACAAGUUAUGUAUCACACCUCAAGAGCUGCUUUCUCGCCUGGGAGAAUUUGGACAGUUCUGCCCUGUCAGCCUGGCAGAAUCCCAGGAAUUAUUUGAUUGCUCUGCAACUGACUCCUUGGAAUUUGCAGCAGAGUUCAGGGGGCACUACUAUAAAAUGAGUUCUCAGGAAAAACUGAAUAAAUUCUUGGAGAACCCAGAAUUGUACGUGCCUCCCUUAGCACCUCAUCCACUCCCACCUGCUGACAUGAUCCCCAAAAGGCUGACGCUGUCCGAGCUGAAGAGUCGAUUCCCUAAGUGUGCAGAGCUCCAGGGCUACUGUCCAGUGACCUAUCAGGAUGGAAACCAAAGAUAUGAAGCUCUAGUACCUGGUAGCAUUAACUAUGCUUUAGAAUAUCGUAAUCGUAUAUAUAUUUGUGAGAAUAAAGAAAAACUCCAGAAAUUUUUGAGGUCGCCGCUGAAAUACUGGGAACAGAAGCUUCCACACAAGCUUCCCCCGUUAAGGGAACCGAUACUUCUUACUAGUCUUCCUUUGCCUGGAUAUCUGGAACAGGGUAUAGCAACUUCUCUAAUUAAAGCAAUGAAUGCAGCGGGAUGCUUAAAGCCCAAGUUCCCCUUCUUAAGUAUAAGGAGAUCUGCACUGCUAUAUAUAGCACUUCAUCUCAAAGCAUUUAAUCCCAAAGGUUCUGAAUAUACAAGAAAAAGUAUAAGAAGAAGAUGGAGCAGUUUAUGGAGAGUUGUGAACUCAUAACAUACCUGGGUGCCAAGAUGACCAGAAAAUACAAGGAACCUCAGUUCAGAGCCAUUGACUUUGAUCAUAAGUUAAAGACCUUUCUCUCUCUCAGAAAUAUAGACCCAAUUAAUGGGUAGUUUACUUAGGUGAUAGCAGCCUGAAUCUCAAGAGUUAUCUGAAAGUGAUAGAGGGAAACUGAGAGAAGUAGAUUGAAAAUCUGGACCUCUUGGAAGUACUUUUGCCUCCUGAGCAACGUACCAUGGCUGCCAGACUUCAGAUGAACUCAAAAGGUCUGCCAGCCAGGAAGGAGCACUCUUAUGGAAACAUAAGUUUUAAUACAAUUUUAAAAUGUAUUGCUCCUUGCCUGAACUUGGAUGCUUUAACAAAAUAAGCAUUCUAUUUAUAAUUGCAUAUAGAAAAUUUAAGUAACUUAUUUAAUAAAUGUAUUAUUUUCCUUUUUAACAUUUUCAGUAGAAAAGUCAGUCUCUGUUAAAAUUACUCAUUAAAUGCUAGAAAGCUUUAAGAAACACAAUUAACAUUCUUAUAAAUGAAACCAAAAUAUGGGUUAUACAUUUUACGUAAGAAAUUGUUUGUGAACUUUGUGAACAUAAGAUACUAUCAUUUUCCCAAUAAAAAUAAAUGGAUUUUG
Molecule: messenger RNA, 7026 nt
Organism: Macaca mulatta (Rhesus monkey)
Lineage: Eukaryota; Metazoa; Chordata; Mammalia; Primates; Cercopithecidae
Source: RefSeq, a predicted model, not a curated record